This is a messenger RNA of Mangifera indica (mango), 1119 nucleotides long. RefSeq names its product transcription factor LAF1-like. The transcript is spliced from 3 exons. NCBI's taxonomy places the organism in Eukaryota, Viridiplantae, Streptophyta, Magnoliopsida, Sapindales, Anacardiaceae. Bases 164 to 1039 code for a protein of 291 amino acids. The record is from RefSeq and is a predicted model, not a curated record.
CUUUUUAUAAUAGAGAAUUACAACUAAUAUUCGCUUUAAACUUUAUGGUCGGCUAUUUAUUGCCUCUUCUGUUGCUAUUCUUAACAACAUCAAAAACUCUCUCUCUUUCAUCUUUUAAGCUGUCAUUAAGCAGGCUCAUAGUUUCUUCACCCAUUAAGCAAGAAUGGGGAUUAAGUCGUCUGAUAAACCAAAGUUAAAACACAAGAAGGGUUUAUGGUCACCGGAAGAAGAUCAAAGGCUUCGAAACUAUGUUCUCAAGCAUGGCCAUGCUUGCUGGAGCUCCGUUCCCGUUAAUGCCGGCUUGCAAAGGAAUGGUAAAAGCUGCAGAUUAAGAUGGAUUAAUUAUUUGAGACCAGGAUUAAAGAGAGGAAUGUUUACUGUACAAGAGGAAGAAACAAUCUUGACCCUCCAUCGCCUGAUAGGGAACAAGUGGUCACAAAUUGCACAACAUUUGCUUGGAAGAACUGACAAUGAGAUAAAGAACUACUGGCAUUCCCACCUGAAGAAAAAACUGGCCAAACUUGAAGAAAUGGAGGCUCACAACAAAACACAGUGCAUCACUGCCAGUUCAAGCUCCGAGAACAUGGAUUCUUCUGUACUCUCUCCUGCUAAUAAUAACCUCACAAGUCGAAAUCUAAGCUAUGAGUCGUUAAUGAAUCCCAUGGAGAAAUCAUCAAGGGAAAAUAAUGACUUGGCUAAAGAUGGUCACAAAAGCUCCUUGCCAAAGCUUUUAUUUGCCGAGUGGCUAUCGCUGGAGAAUGUUCAUGGCAGGAGUUCUGUGAAUUGUGGUCAUGAGCAAGUGAUUUCUGGGGAUGGCUUUAAUAAUCAUAACACAAACUUUGUCCAAGAUUCUUUCAGGCAUGGUUAUUCGUUGAAUGAGGGAGCAUUUUGUGGCGAUUUCCAUGCUGGGGUUUACAAUGAUUUGAUGGACGAAAUGUUGAACUCCGGGUUCAAGUUCGAAGAUCAGAUUUCCGGAACUGGGUUUGUGGAUGCUUCCCCUGGGGAUGGCAUAUACAACAAUGAUGUAUUAUACAUAUGAGAACAUGCAUACUGUCAAUAGGUUAACAACUAGGUGCAUGAAGAAAAACUGUUAAUUAUACGUCUAAUAUCUUGCACCAA